CAAAGAUCAAAAGAAUAAAAAGCUACAAUAAAUAGUGGAAGCCCAUCCAAAAUAGAUAAAGAUAAAGUUUCCGAAUAUUGACUCCGAGAGAAUCUGCAAUGGGCGUGUGCGCGUCUUGUCACAAUGCGAAAACCACACACACUCCAAAAACACCCGCUAGUGGAAAGCACGGUGGCUCUGCUCCACCACGCGCAUCGGAAUCUUUUCGAAGACCAUCGUCGAUCAUGGUGAUGAACAUUUCCAACGGUACAAUCAAGGAGUAUAAACAACCGAUUUCAGCAAGCGUCGUCGUUUCGGAGAUCAACAAGAGCAAUAAUUGCUGCUACAUCUCAAAUGCAGAGUCAAUGUGCAUCGGCACGUGUAUGCCACGCGUUCCUGAUGAGGAGGAGCUUCUACCUGGUCGAAUCUACUUCAUCGUUCCGAUUUCGCAUUCGAAUUAUUCAUUGUCGCUUCCGCUUCUCUGUGAUCUCGCCGUUAAAGUUAGUUCUGCACUUGCCAACUCACGGAGAUUAUGCUGCGAUAACGUCGAGAAAAAGAGAGAUUAUGAAUUACUCCUACAAUGCUGUCUGUCUUUGAACAACAGAUACCUUAGAGACAACAUGAAUUCAGAAUCUUAGUACUGCCAAGCUGCCAAGAUUUUGAGAUUACAUCUACGCGUAACUACUGUUUCUUCAUAGAGAUUCUAUUUAUAAAACUAUUUAAAUACACUGUAAUUUACAAUAUAGUGUAUCUUUAUAAUUAGCAUCAGGGAAUGGUAAGAAUACACUAUCAAAUUAUAUGCAUUUAUUUAUCUCUUAUUUAUAUAUGCACCAAUAAGAAGAUAUUAUUUUAAAUUAAUGCACUCUACUUCAUAUUUAUAUGAGUGG
Molecule: messenger RNA, 866 nt
Organism: Vicia villosa (hairy vetch)
Lineage: Eukaryota; Viridiplantae; Streptophyta; Magnoliopsida; Fabales; Fabaceae
Exons: 2
Coding region: 99-617 (172 amino acids)
Source: RefSeq, a predicted model, not a curated record